Messenger RNA from Condylostylus longicornis, 1619 nucleotides. RefSeq names its product arf-GAP with dual PH domain-containing protein 1-like. Gene Ontology annotation, biological process: positive regulation of GTPase activity. The transcript is spliced from 4 exons. Bases 72 to 1229 code for a protein of 385 amino acids. NCBI's taxonomy places the organism in Eukaryota, Metazoa, Arthropoda, Insecta, Diptera, Dolichopodidae. The record is from RefSeq and is a predicted model, not a curated record. Gene Ontology annotation, cellular component: intracellular membrane-bounded organelle; plasma membrane. Gene Ontology annotation, molecular function: GTPase activator activity; phosphatidylinositol bisphosphate binding.
UUCAAAGUGCGAGAACAUUUAUUUUUAUUUUUUUUUAUUUUUAAAAUAGUUAAUUUUUUUUAAAUUGAAAUAUGGUUGAAGAAAAUGAAAAACACUUGCAAGCGUUAAUAAAACAAAAUGGAAAUAAUCGAUGCGCUGAUUGUGAAAGUAAACAUGUGGAAUGGGCUUCUUAUAACAUUGGAAUAUUCUUAUGUACUCGAUGUGCUGCUAUACAUCGUGGCAUGGGUGCUCAUAUAUCUAAAGUGAAACAUUUAAAAUUGGAUAAAUGGGAAGAUAGUCAAUUAGAACGGAUGAAAGAAGUUGGCAAUCAAAAAGCAAAACAAAGAUAUGAAUAUCGUGUUCCGCCAUGUUAUAGAAGACCGUGUGAAGAUGAUCCACAGGUGUUAAUUGAACAAUGGAUUCGAGCAAAAUAUGAAAGAUUAGAAUUUACGAGAACAGGAAGACCAAGCUACAUAUCUGGUCAUAUGGAAGGUUUCCUAAUGAAACGCGGAAAAGAAGAUCCACGGUAUCAGCCAAGAAAAUUUGUAUUAUCUGAAACUGAUGACACUAUUCGUUAUUACGUUAAAGAAAGUAAAGAACCAAAAGCAAUUUUAAAAAUUAGUGAUUUAAAUGUAGCAUUUUCACCGCGUAAAAUUGGUCAUCAAAAUUCAAUGCAAUUAACAUUUAUGAAAGAUGGUUCAACACGACAUAUUUAUGUUUAUCAUGAAGAUCCAGAAACAAUUAUAAAUUGGUAUAACGCAAUAAGAUGUGCCAAAUUACAUCGUUUACAAGUCGCUUUUCCUAGUAUUGCAAGCGAUACCGAACUUGUAAGUCGUUUAACACGUGAUUUCGCAAAAGAAGGAUGGUUAUUGAAAACUGGACCGAGACAAAGUGAUGGUUAUAAAAGACGAUGGUUUACGUUAGAUAAUCGAAAAUUAAUGUAUCAUGAUGAACCGUUAGAUGCUUAUCCUAAGGGUGAAAUAUUUUUGGGCUAUAAUUUAGAAGGCUACAGUGUUCGAGUCGGUGCACCAAGUGGUGCAACUAAAGAUCAAGGUUACAGUUUUACAUUGUUUACACCAGAUCGAGCUUAUAAUUUGUCAGCAUAUACAGAUACAGAAAGGGAUGACUGGAUUAAAGUUAUUGAGAAGGUUUUAGAAAGGCCCUUAACACCUCAAGACAGUUCAAUGUCAGCUCGAUUAAUACGAAAGCGAACGGGAACAACAGCUAUCAACAUAUUUGCUGGAAGAUAAUGUAAAACAAUGUAGUUCAAAUUAUUUAAAAUUUAAUAUUUAAAUUUAAAAUAUGUUUAAUCUUUUAUAUUAUUUAUAAAUAUAUUUAUGUAUAUGUAUAUAAAAAACGUAUAUAUAUUAUAUAAAGAAAAAUAUUUGAUUUUUUUUAACUUACAUUAAUCGAAAUAAUAAAAAAGCAGAAAAAAAUACAUACUAAUUUAGUUAAAUUUUAUACACAAUUAAAAUGUAGCGAAUUAUAUACUAUAACUAUUGAAAAUUACAAUAAAUUAUAUUAAUUGCUCAUAAUUAUAUUAAGAUGAAAAAUCAAAUUACUAUAUUAUAUUUACUUACAUAACUAAAUAAAUCAUCACUUCUCCCAUAUGUUUAAUAAAAUAAAAUAAUAUAACAUAA